CAGUCCCGCUUUGGUUCGCGUGGUCGCACCGCCGUUGGUGCUCCCACCGACUGCUCCGGCCGCUCGCUGCGUCUUCCGAGAGCGGCCAGCGAGCAGUUGACUCGCCGGACGGCCAGCUGGCGUGUCGCGCGCACCGCGCUCUUCGGUUGCCGCUUUGCUCCCGUUGUCCACGCAGCACACGGCGUGCGCCUCGACACUCUUUUUCAAGACCACAGGCGGCCGUGCGCGUGCGGUCGCUCGGUGGUGACCGCGGCGUGUGUGUGCGUUUGCCCAUUGCGGUGUGCGGCCAGCUGAGCGGUGUGCCUCUGACCGCGUGACUCGGUUUCGUGUGCCAUGAGCUUCGGCCCGACUGGUGGUUUUCGCGUGCUGUCGCUCUUGUCCCCCGGAAUUUGACGCUGCCGCCACAUCGUUCGUGUGUGUCAUCGCCGAAGUUCGAGUGUUUUGCUGAAAAAGAAAAAAAAAGAAAGAGAGAAAAAGAAAUGAUGCAGUGUACUCGCCGUGUUGCCGUAGCCGUGCUGCUUGUGGUGGUCGCGUGGACCUCGGGAUACGCCGCCGGCUCGGCUGUUGAAGGUGAGUUGGGCUAUCUCUUCCCUGGCUACCUGGAGCCACAAGAAAACCUGAUCAUGGUCGAUGAGCGCGGAGGAGGACCGAUAAGGACAGUUCAAUAUGACGUCACCUGCUCGAGCACGGAGAUGAAAGUGGUCGUGUUCAUCAACGACUCGGCCUCUGACACAUACCUCGAGAAGCUCAAGACCUACGCGGGUUGUCAACCACAAGUGACGCCCGGAAAGGCCACUUUCGUUUUGCCGCUGGACAACAUCUACGCUUGCGGAACGACAAGAAUGCACAACAAGCUCACGGGCCAAUGGAUCUACUACCACCGUAUCAUGGUUGAGACGCCCGGCGAGGAGACGCAAGUCAUUCUGGCCAAGUGUGUCCUGCCAGGGGGCUUCAACCAAAGCAUCACGUCUCGCGGACGCGCUCGUCGGGAGUCGCUUCCCUUCGACCUCGUGGAGCCCGAGCACCUGAACAUCACCGAGUACAUCGAGGCCCGGGCGCCCGUGCCCUACCUCGACGUGGCGAUACGACAGAACGGCCGCGUGCUCGACACCACCCUCAACGUUCAGCCCGGGACGCCGCUGGAGAUGCUUAUAUUCCUCGACCCCAAGAGCAGAGGCACCUAUGGCAUCCUGACCAGUUACCUGAAAGUCACAGACAGCGCCAACAAGCAGGAAGAAGUGAUCGUUAUGAAUGGGUGCUCCAUCGACCCAUACAUUUUUGGCAAUUUUGAGACUCUCGACAGUGGUGACACGCUUUCAGCCAAGUUCCGGGCCUUCAAGUUCCCCGAGUCGAACUACGUGCUCUUUGUUGGCACCGUCAACGUGUGCAUCAAGGAAUGCAAAGGCGUUCCGUGCGGCAACGACCAGUACGGCUACGGUCGAAGGAGACGCUCCAUCCCUCCGGAGAUUCCGAACGACCCCAACAAAGUGUUUGAAGUAGAACUCACCACGUUUCUGAAGGUUCAGUACCGAGACGACCUGUUCACGCUCAAGAAAGGGUCCAUAUCGGGCGAGUUCGACGCUAGGACCGCCAACCAGCUGCCGCUGAAGCAGGCCGUGGACGGAGACACGUCCUUCCUGGACCGCUCUGCCGCCGGGCCGCCGGCGCUGCUGGCCGCUGGUCGCUGCUUCUCCUGCACGCUUCCUCUGCUUGGCCUGGUUCUUGGGGCUGCUUACACUCGGGCGACGCUUAGGCUUUCCUUCUGAUCACGCACGCCCGAUUCGAUGUCCCUCUUUUCUGCCGAAGCUGCGCUUCGAGCCACCGAUCUUUGUUUUCGGUGGCUCCCGGCGCAUCCAGAGAAAUCCUGUUCCUGAGGGAGCUUGCACGUGCUGACCGUUUCUGAGAGUAGAGAGGAUGAAAGCGUGAACUCUGAAAGUGAUGCUGUUACACGGGCUAGUUGAUUGCUACGUUCUCAAUUAAUGGUACUAGCGCAAUAUAAACGUGACACCAUGAUCUAGACACUGCGAACGCUGGUGGUGUUGUUCGUUCGUGUUGUCUGCAUCUUUUCGUCCGCUUUAUAUCGCGCUAGUAAUAUGAAUCAUGUACUCUGAUGGUAAAUCCUGCUCCCAGUCAUGUAGGUGUGCAUGUAGGAUCCCAGCAUUUCUCACAGGUCACUGUUUUGAAAUACGUGACAGAAAGGCAUGUCAGUGCGGCUAGCAUCAACUACUCUUGUAACUAGCACCAGGUUACGAAAAUUUCUUUUAAUUGGACCUGUUGUCAGGUCUGCGUAUCAAAAAGAAGCCGUGGAAACAACAACAAUAAAAAAUGACAAUGAAAGGAUUUGAUGAACGAUGCCCCUCUGGCGCUAAUGCUGAAAAAGCUGCGCAGUAAAGGUUUUCAAUCACCGAGCAGAGAAAUAGCAAACCCAUCCAAUUAGGUUGUACUACAGCUCUCCGAGAAGCCAGGAGAAAAAAAUCAUUGUGCCGCAUUAAUUCGGCACCCAACGUCUUACAUAAUUCGCGGCGCAUGACGAAAUAUCAGGAAUGUCACAUGCUCAAUUUAUCAGUUUAGUGUUGGAACCGUCAGCGAGAUACUCGCGAUGGAUUAUAAAAUUCCGUUAAAUAAUUUUCUACUUAUAAUGAACGUGUCAAAGGUUCUUUUACGCAUAGUCAAAUGAGCGAAUAGUUUUUUUCCUCGCUUGAAUUUUUUGCACUGUCAUGGUCAACAAACUCAAGCUUUUGAUUAAGAAAUAGGAGAACGCGGUUCAUGUGAGUGUGCGUGGAAGUGAUUAUGAAGAGCUUUGUUCCCGAAUUGUACUAUUUUGCUUUCAUUCAGCGCGUUACGAUUUUAGUGCGCUGGUCGUUCGUAUAUCUGUCUUGUUUAUACAUGUCCUUUAACGUGGUGAAAAUAUAUCACUGCGUCACAGCGGAGGCAGCUAUAUUGUACUUAUAUGAAGUGUGAGAUUUCUACAAUAAGUGUUCUUGUGCUGUUCUUGCUUAUCAUUCACGUCGCAGCUUUCAUCAUGAAGGACAGUCACCUAGCUCCUUUCGAAAAAAAAAUCACUAAUUCUAUACUGCGGUGAGUAACAGUAAUUCUGUUAUCAGUAUCAACAAAACGUCGACAGACUGAAAACCAAACAUGUUUAGCCGGUCCCCCAUUUCACGAGCGUGAAAAUAAGUAAUUAUAUAUCUGUUGUCGUUUUUGGACGUCUUUAUCCGAAUCAGAUCGUUGAAUUGCCGUAAUUCCACUCCUUGUUACAAAUUUCAUUCUCGACGCCACGAAAAAGAGACAUGUGGGACUUGCUUUCUCAAAACUUUGUAUUGUCACAUAGGUGAAACACUACGGUAAAAACUGAAAGUUGAAGUUGCAGAAUAUUGCGAUUCCGGAGUCACGUUAAAAUAUUUUUUAAGCGAUGCCAUUUUCCAGCGGCAACUGCUCGGCUCAACCGACAUUUAAUUUCCAGUUGAUUGCUGCAGAACAUAAAAUAUACGCCGAAAAGAGAAAUGUUCUAUUAGCCUGCCACUUUCCUUCACUACCGCAUGUGCGCGUUCAGUUGUCUUCAAAGAAAACGCAACUUUUUUUCCAGUUACCAAUGUUAACUCGUGUAACUGCCGACAAGACUGCGUAUUUUCAUGGCCAUUUAACCUAUGAUGCUCUACACUCAGACCUUGUCGGGUAUGCUUUGAAUAUCAGGGACACUGCUAGGCGUGGACAGCUGGGCUAGUUGGUUGUGAAUUGCAUUAGGAAACAUCGUUCCAGCACAAUAAAAAAAAGCAACGACGAGCAGCAAGGGACAAGAAGAACACCGAACUUCAACUUGAAGUUAUGAUCUUCCUAUUGUCCCUCUCUGCUCGUCCUUGUUUUGUUUGCGCUGGAAUGAUGUUUCGUAAUAAGAAUAUCAGGGAAUCGAAUCGAUUCAUUUGGGCUGGUAGACAUUUUUCAGGGAGCAUGGUUCUCAAUGCGCUGAUUGAUUGGCUGUCAUCUGCUAUAUUGUUCAAGUUCGAGGCACCUUUCAUGUUGCUGCUAUGAUACCAGUUAAGCACGCGUUGGCUUAAAGAAAUUUAAUUUGGAACGCAUAAAGUAAAUGAGGUAAAUUUGAUGAACAUGGUACCCAUGAACAGAUCGAAGGCGUGCACUUCCUUCGUCAAGUUAUUUGACUAUAUAAGUUCUUGGUUUCCAUGGAUGCGAAAUAUAAAAAGGUCCAUGUACCAUGCAUUGGAUACACAUUGAAGACCCCCAGGUCGACGAAAUUAAUCCGAAGGCCCCCGCUACGGAGUGCAUCAUAAUCACAUCGUGGUUUGGGCGCGUCUAAUUCGAGAAAUGAAUCUCUUGGGGAACUAUCUUACUUGACUAUCUCUUGGGAAAUAUUCACUGAUGACCAAAUUAAGUCCACCGUGUUGCCAGGACGGUACCAUUCCAGCAGUUCACAAGCGUUUCAUAGGACGUGCACAGGACCAAUCAUGAUAGCAAUCGUAAUAUACCGUUAAAGAAGAUGAGAACUUGUUAUUUGACCUCUUACAAUGUAUUCACAAAGCUGGUCGUGUUCUAUAAUGGAAACUGGCCAUUGACAGACAGUUCUUAUGAAGUGAACGCUUUGUGAAUUCGUCCCUUUGAUUCUGUUCAGAUGCACUUCAUGGUCUCAAUCACUCUUGUUCCAUACCUCUAAAGUUCAGCUCGGCUUCACCACGCUAUCCUGUCACGUGACACACAAAACAACAUUACUUUUGGUUGUUUCUGCGUAUUUUCGUCUAAAAGACAAAAUAAUAUGCGUCCCCGUCUCUGUACAAACUGUUGGCGAGAUCUUGUACAGUUUUUUAAAACAAACGAGGCAUGAGCUGGAAAACAUUGACUAUCACUCAUCGCGUUGAAAAGCAGUUAUCGCUUUUCAUUGGGUUUGGUAUUUUUGAACAGACGUGAAAUUUAUGGUACGACGUAAAACAUGUUGUCAAGAACGUGUUUAUUUAGUUUGUAUGCCGCUUUCUUGUGCAUUCUUUGUAGUUUCCACCAGAACUUAUUAGGCACUAAAUGCGCACUAUGAAGUGAGCCGAAGUCUGCUCAGAGUUGUUACGAAGGGUUUGUUAAAGUCAGCAAAGUCGGUGGACAUCUGUGUGAUGACAGUGCUGAAUGUCGCUAUGAACAGUCCGCCGUUUGCUCGAAAGCUUUAACGUACGAGAUUUAAAGCGUUGCGGCACUAUACGGCGUUGUUUUAUUGCUGUGGUAGUGAGCGAUGGGGCGACUAGGCACUCGGAACGACAGGAAGCGCAGCACUCUUGGUAGGAAUUCGUGCUACGUACCAUGAGUUAUUUGCAGUGACAGAUUCGGUGGCUCGAGAAAAAUUACGACUUCUCUAUUAAGCCACAUGUCAAACGCAGAAAUUCCCUUCGUGGGUUGUCGCUGAACUGGUUUCACCGAAGUACGCUGCAUUAAGAGAAACUUAAUAUCUACACAGCAAUAAGUUUUGCAAACUUAAGUGUGCUGGUUUGUUCAAUGGUGAACGUCAGCGGGUUCAAGCUGCGCCUGGGAUGAGGAAGCUGUAGUUAAAACAUUUGCUUCAAUUUCGACCAACUGGUGCGCACUGAAAAAUCAGAAAUGAAAAUUUGAGUGAUGUAUGUAGUUUUCGUAACGUCUGUUUACUGUUUAGUGCGCUUCUCUUGGUGUCCUCUUCACUCACCACAAACAAAGAAAAAAAAUAGCAAACUUUGUUUCUUCCUAUUAACGACUUGGUUUUACCCCCGAAAGGUGCAAGCCAUGUGACAGACGAGCGUCCUUAUAUAAGCAAAAUUUACACUUUGAACUGACGAUUAGAAGUAUGGGUUUUGGUUAGGCUCUCAAAUAUUUGGAUGAACUUGUCGAAAUAAAUUUUCAGAAAUGAACCCACGCCUUUUACUAAACACUAACUUCACGUCGAAGCGAUCACAAUUAUCUAAACGGCUUGUACUAAAAUGUCGAAAUCGUAAAAAUGUGCCAUAGAAUUGCUAGCGUCUAGCAAACAAAUUACUGGUAUAAUUGAGAGCAACGUAUCAUAUAUACACUUUUUGCGCUUUUCACAACCCAACUGAUGCAUUCCGCAGCAACGGAGGUACCUGUUUUAUUUAGAAUUUUAAAGACUGCUUUUUGUUUCUUGCUUUAUUUUCCUGAAAAUUUUCAAUUUCUGGCCACUUUUGCAAGAAACAUUUAUGGUGAGCUUAAAUGAAAGUCUCUUGUAAACAAUUGCUAGAUUUUGGAUUCUUCAUCUAAAUGCAACAAACUACAUUCAAAUCGGUCCGACGGUGCUGAAAGGAGAGCACGUGCGCGAUUCGCAAGUGUUCGAAUACCGAAGAUCAAAGGUGAAUAGUCCUGCAAAUCAGGAUGUGCUUGCUUUGAAAGGCCUUGGCAUAUGGCUUAUAGAUUGGAAGUGGACGUGCUAAAGAAAACGCAAUAAAAAGCAAAGCUUAUUGGCAGUAUUCACCAAGCUAGAGGAGGCAUCAAGGACGCUGCAUUUGAGCCGCUGUUGAGACUCGUGGCGUAAGCGAAGGAGAAAAUUCCAGGCAUUGGGUAUUGUGUAUCACACGUAUGCCUAAUUUCUCCUGUAAAAAUUCUCUGUCCUAACGUUCAUUUGUAAAUCAAUAUGACUGUACUCACAAAGUCGUCUCGAGGCAUCCAUGGGUAUUUGAGCUUUCUUGAGAAAGUGCGGUACAAUACUUUGAGGUUCUCCAGCGAGCCGUCGUGGGGGCGUCUGACGUUGCCGUUUUUUGCUGACCGUUCAACAAGGAGCACUAUUCAUAUGAGCUCUAAAGUCCAUCCUUUAGCUGAGAAUUUUCUUGGCACAUUAGAUGCCGCGACUUACAAUCCCGCCAAUUUCUCAACGCACAAAGCAAAUACAUUUAGCCGGCCCUCGCUUCAUUCAUCUUGGCCAACGACCGCCUGUUACGAAGUCAUGUACGAAGGUGCUACUAAACAGGACGCCGAGUAUUGUUCAUUCAAUUGAAGAAUGUUACCGCGUAUCUCUACUUGUGAAGAAAAACAACCCAAAAACCGUUUGUAUUUCCAUUGCCAAAAGCUAGCAUAAAAUAUGUUUGCCUACAUUUGAGGUUAUCUGCACAAGUGUGUUGUUUAUUCUUAUAUUUUGCAACCAAGUCGUGCACAAAAAAAGCAUAGAAAAGAUUGGACCUUCCUUUUUCAGUUGUUUUGCGUAGACUUACAUUUUUUAAAUGAAAUGUAAAAAAAAUGUAUUUUUUCUAAGACCUGUCAAUGCCCCGCCAGCUUCUCCAAUCUGUCC
Dermacentor albipictus is the source of this 7258-nucleotide messenger RNA. It is a transcript of the gene qsm, whose product is annotated as Zona pelucida superfamily protein qsm. The record is from RefSeq and is a predicted model, not a curated record. NCBI's taxonomy places the organism in Eukaryota, Metazoa, Arthropoda, Arachnida, Ixodida, Ixodidae.